Molecule: messenger RNA, 1885 nt
Organism: Drosophila serrata
Lineage: Eukaryota; Metazoa; Arthropoda; Insecta; Diptera; Drosophilidae
Product: proton-coupled amino acid transporter-like protein acs
Biological process (GO): amino acid transmembrane transport
Cellular component (GO): vacuolar membrane
Molecular function (GO): L-amino acid transmembrane transporter activity
Source: RefSeq, a predicted model, not a curated record
GCCAACACGAUCACACCGCAGAUCCAUCCGAUCCGACCAACUAUAUCGCUCGUAGAUCAUCAUCAUUGCCUAGUAUAUACCCCAUAUAGUGUGUGUGUUUGUGUUUAGUGCCCGUUGAUUUAGAUUUAUGUUUUUAUUCUUUAUACGAGUGUUUUCGGUUAAUUGUCAAAAUAAUCAACUAACUAAGCGGCAUUGCCAAGAGUUCGACAUCGAAUAUAUAAUAUAUACAUUUAUAUGCAACAGAAGCUGCACUCGCCUCCGUUAAUAAACCAGAGUUUUGCAAUCCCACAGACAACGACGUCAUGACUAAGAAUGGGCACAGCAACACAGCCUAUGUCAGCGAUCAUGCAGACAAGUUGGAGCUGGCCGAGAAGGGUCAGAAGAACAAGGCCAUAGUGGCCAAGGAUCCCGACUACAAUCCCUACCAUAAUCGCGAGGUAGAGCAUCCCACAACAAAUUCGGAAACUCUCUUCCAUUUACUGAAGGGUUCCCUGGGCACUGGUAUUCUGGCCAUGCCCAAUGCCUUUCGUAACUCUGGCUAUAUCACAGGCUCCAUUGGCACUAUAGUUAUUGGAUUUAUUUGUACAUAUUGUAUCCAUCAAUUGGUCAAAGCAGAAUUUGAAUUGUGCCGAAGAAAGAAGAUGCCCAGCAUGAACUACCCUGCAGUGGCGGAGACAGCUUUGGGCGAAGGACCCAAGUUCUUCCGUUCUAUGGCCCCAUACAUAGGAACCGUGGUCAAUACCUUCCUGCUGAUCUAUCAACUGGGCACCUGCUGUGUGUACGUCGUAUUCGUGGCCUCCAAUAUUAAGGCCAUUGUGGAUGCAGUGGGGGAUACCAACAUCGAUGUCAGGCUCUGCAUGAUCAUUAUCCUGUUGCCCUUGAUCCUGAUCAACUGGGUGCGCAACCUCAAAUAUUUGGCACCAUUCUCCACGCUGGCUAAUGCCAUCACCAUGGUCUCGUUCGGAAUCAUCUGCUACUACAUCUUCCGGGAGCCAGUGACCACAGAGGGCAAGGAUGCCUUCGGCAAGCCAGAGAACUUCCCGCUAUUCUUCGGCACUGUGCUUUUCGCACUGGAGGCCAUCGGUGUUAUCCUGCCGCUGGAGAACGAGAUGAAGACACCUCAGAAGUUUGGCGGCAGUUGUGGGGUCCUCAAUGUGUCCAUGGUCCUGAUAGUGUUCCUGUACGUGGGCAUGGGCCUCUUUGGUUACCUCAACUAUGGAUCCGCGGUGCUGGGAUCUAUUACACUGAAUAUGCCAGAGCACGAAAUCCUUUCUAUGUGCGUCAAGGGAAUGUUGGCCUUUGCUAUCUACAUUACCCAUGGCUUGGCCUGCUAUGUGGCCAUCGAUAUUACCUGGAACGAUUAUGUGGCCAAGCGAUUGGGCCCCCAACGAAACGCUCUCUUCUGGGAGUAUGCCGUGCGAACCAUCCUCGUUCUGAUGACCUUCCUCCUGGCCGUGGCCAUUCCCAACCUGGAGCUGUUCAUCUCCCUGUUUGGCGCCUUGUGUCUUUCUGCCUUGGGUCUAGCCUUCCCAGCCCUCAUCCAGAUCUGCACGCAUUGGUAUAACACCAAGGGACUCAGCAAGGCCUGGCUGCUACUCAGCAACUUUGUGCUCAUCAUUGUGGGCAUCCUGGGCUUGGUGAUCGGCACGUAUACAUCCCUCAAGGAGAUCGUGCUAACCUUCUCGGAGUAGAUGCGUGAUGAACCUACUAAAUCCGCCAGCGGGCAUUCCAAUUAAAGCGAAAGUAUUAUGAGCAAUCGGAAGAUAUUGAAAUCUGUAGACAUUCGCAGUGCAGCACAAAUGACAAACAGAUACCGAUGCAGAUACGGUUAAAGAUAUAUAGAUACAAAUGCAGAUACUGUGGAGCUGUGGCUAUACUAUUUGUU